This is a messenger RNA of Elgaria multicarinata webbii, 2694 nucleotides long. RefSeq names its product maestro heat like repeat family member 7 (gene MROH7). The transcript is spliced from 22 exons. Bases 1 to 2694 code for a protein of 897 amino acids. The record is from RefSeq and is a predicted model, not a curated record. Gene Ontology annotation, cellular component: cytoplasm. Lineage: Eukaryota; Metazoa; Chordata; Lepidosauria; Squamata; Anguidae.
AUGAGUGUCGUCAAUGAUGACACAAAGAUCUCCAUUGUGACAUUUGCUGGGAUUGUACAGGAGAAGGCGAUCCCACAGAGUCUAACAGGUUCACAGGAAUUCAACUCCAAGAUGAGCGGGAAUGGUCAUCAAAACUACUGCUCUGGGAAUCAGAAAAUACAGUUUGUUGAGCAGAUAAUGAGACAGAUUUCAGACCUGCCGCUGGAUCGCAUAGACUCACACACUACGGCUUUGCGUUGUCAGGGGAUGCUUCUCAUUGAGGACCUAAGCCAAAUGGAUCCAUCUCUGUGGGCUAGAGAGAAGCUACUCAGCACCUGCAUUUCCAGCAUCUUUGCCUUGCCCUCAGUCAACACCUUACAAAGUCAGGAUGGAGCAACGGUCAACAUACAGGCAUUGUAUGACCAGACUGUGGAGGCUAUGGAAGCAAUGUUACAAUCCCUGUUAUCAGAGAGACCAAACACAACUGAACUGUUUGUUCUCUUAGAUCAUUUAGCACCCUGGAUGACAUCAGGACAAGCACAUGAACGAGCAAGAGCAGUGAACGCCUAUGUAUUCCUGUUAAAACUUGCAGCCGAUGGUCCCAUGUUUCAUGUAUCGCAUGAAUGUCGUAAACUGGGGGCGCUGAUUGGUCAGUUGUGCCUGCGUCUCAAUGACCCCAAGAAGGAGAUUGGUCAACAGUCUAUGGAAGGCAUAUAUUACCUGUACUCCCUUAUAAAGCGCCAAGAGGGCACUGAAAUGAAAACUGAUUCCCUGAUAGCAGAGCAACACCAAAUGUACAAAGAGAUUUUGGGUACCUAUGAUGCUACUAGGCUUCAGCAAAAUAUCACUCAAAUUAUUAAGGGAUUUGAACCACAUCUCACAUCAAGACAAAUGACAGAGAUUUUAUUGGCCGCUAUAGGCUGCCUAAAAGAAGCCAAUAAGAGCACCACUGCGGCAUCACACACCAUUAUAUCUGUCAUCCUGGAGGGGUACAAGCACCAAUUACACAAGCAGGUGCCAGAAAUUGUGGAUAAAAUUUACCAGCAGCUUGGUUCUAUCUACCAGUUCCAGAACAGACAACUAAUGAUGGGGGUCAUGACCAACCUGGCUCAUCCCUACAUGGAAGACGUAUGCUGUGCCCUUCUUCGGUUACCUUUCCCAAUUGACAGGUUUGCUGCUGAGAUGUGGUAUGCGUUGACAAAAUCAUGCUUAGACGAUGAAAUAAAUGUCCUUGUGAACAUACUACUUAAAAAGCUGCAGCUGAGCCCAAAGGCAACUGGAAACUACAUCACACCUCUGGCUGCUGCCACUGCUUUCAGCAAGUUGUUAUCUGUGCCCAAAUGUACCGAUGUGGCACUUAACAUCUAUCCCCGGCUGCUGAUGUCCCUGCUUGUUCAGUUGCACUAUAGCAUCAGGCACAAAGUAAUAAAGAACUCGGAUUCUCAGGAGGAAUCUGAGCCUGCUUGCUAUGUUGUGACAGCACUAAAGACCCUUCUCCUGGCUGUGAGAUGCUAUUAUGAGUUUGCUAUUAUUGAGAGGGAGCAGGGUUGGGAGCUGCUGACCAGCUGUGAAGAUCACCAUCGGGGGGUCAGUCUUCUUGCAAGAGUCAUGCUUCAGGGCUCCUAUUAUUUUGACCUUCUGAGGAUCCUGUACCUCCUAGUUCCCUUCCUGGAACGAGGUGAAGAAGAACACCAGAUCACAGCCUUGGCUUGCUUCGUUGAACUUCUUUGUAUGUCAGAAGCCAGGCGACUUCCUGAACGAUAUUCUCUUCAUCGCCUGAAGAGAGGACUGGUCAAUGAAAACCCAGUUAUCCGGGCAUUGUCUAUCAAAGGACUGGUUAACAUGGCAGACUGGCCAGGGAAGGACGUAAAGCCGUUAUUGCCAGCCAUGACAGAAGGCCUGUCUGGAAUGGAUGGGAGGCUGUUUGUGGAGAGUGUUGCUGAAAUUGAAAAGAUUCUUGCAGGCCCAGAAGGAGCAGAUUGUGUUUGCAAUAUCAGCCUUUCUCUUCAGGAACAUUUCAGUGAUGAACAUGAAAGUGUGCGCGCUUCUGCCAUAUAUCUUUUUGGGAGAAUGGUGAAAUUGGCCAAGAAAAGCAAUAAAUGGAUGAUAAGGCCUCAAGUUCUAGAAAACAUGGUUCCAUUAUUGCUGCAUCUCCAGGAGGAGAACCCUGAUGUCACCAAGAAAUGUAAAUAUGCCUUAGAUGAAUCCUUUCACUUCUUGGGAUGGAAACCUCCAAAGCAGGCUAUCAAUGGGAAAGCUUGGUAUGAGCAUGAAGAAGUUCUGGAUGAAACCUGUCAGUAUCUUGUACAGAAACAAGAGGGAAAUCUCAAGAGAUUCUUGUACCAGGGCCUUUUCUACACCGAGAGUGGACUUCUUUCUAUAAAAAGGGCUUCUAUCAUGUUCCUUGGUUUCCUGAUACUACAUAUGGACAGCAAGGCAGGAAUGGUAGACUUGGAUAUGAUAUAUCAUACUCUUGGAUGCCUGAUGCAUGAUCCUGACGCAUCUGUGUCCAUAGCAGCAGCUCAUGCCCAUGACCGUGUUUUUGCCAUUCUCUCAAAACAGCAGGAUGGGCUCAACGGUAAAAGCAAGCCAGUGGCCAGUAACACUGCUGCUGACAAACCUACAAGGAAUUCCAGAUCCCAGAACUCUAUCCGCAACAGCUCUUCCAGUCUAUUUAGGGUCAUCAAUCUCUGGAAAUCAGCCAACAGAAAUUAA